GUAUAUGGAAUCUGGGUCAGCUGUAGCUGCUUAGUGCACUUCUGCAUGUGAGAGUAAAACACUGCCGUUUCAAAAGCCAUUUCUUUCUCUCUUCUGGAAAAAAAUAUACUGGAACAUUACUUUUUUUUUUUUUAAAGGAUUAGUUAGCUCGGUUAUCGUAUGGAGAAAUCCAAUUCCUCAAUCCAGCCUGGAUCUAACAGAGAAAGACAAAAGCAGUUUUCAACUCCAACUGCAGAUUAGCCACCCCCAGCACCGGGUAAUAUAGGAAGACAAAGCAAGUUGGCCUCUGGAUUUUCCAUCUCCCACAGAAGCAAAACAGCUGGAAGAUUUUUUGCUUGUGUCUUCUGACAGUCAUCAUACUUACUUGAAAAUGAAGAUAUUUAAAUGGACUUUGGGUGUACUACUGUUCCUGCUAUUAUCUAUUGGGCGCUGUACAGAACAAUCUACGCCUAACAAAACAUCCCAACGGAGGCACACUCGUUCAGCGGAUGGAGAGGAAGGGAAGAAAUGUGGUUACACGUUCUUGGUCCCAGAACAAAAAAUCACAGGGCCAAUUUGCGUGAAUACUAACGGACCAGGUACUGGUAACCGAAAAGAUGAAGUCACAAGAAUGGACAUCGAGAACUUGAAGGAUGUCCUGUCCAAGCAAAAGCGGGAGAUUGACAUUUUGCAAUUGGUAGUGGAUGUGGAUGGAAACAUUGUGAAUGAAGUGAAAUUACUGAGGAAAGAAAGUCGUAAUAUGAACUCUCGGGUCACCCAACUCUACAUGCAGCUCCUGCAUGAGAUAAUUCGAAAGCGUGACAACUCACUUGAGCUUUCCCAACUGGAAAACAAAGUCCUUAAUGUUACAACAGAAAUGCUGAAGAUGGCAACAAAAUACAAGGAGCUUGAAGUAAAAUACGCAGCACUAACUGACCUUGUAAAUAAUCAGUCUGUGACUAUCUCGCUGCUGGAAGAGCAGUGCUUGAGAAUCUUCUCCCGACAGGACACCCACGGGUCUCCACCUCUUGUUCAAGUUGUGCCGCAGCACAUCCCUAACAGCCAGCCAUACACUCCCGUUCUCCUGGGAGGUAACGAGAUACAGCGAGACCCCGGCUACCCCAGAGACAGGGAAGUCAGGCCACCGCCCGACCCAGCUACUUCUCCUACAAAGAGUCCUUUCAGAGUACCACCACUGGCUUUAAUUAACGAGGGUCCGUUCAAAGACUGCCAGCAAGCCAAGGAAGCUGGGCAUUCCAGCAGCGGGAUUUACAUGAUCAAACCUGAAAACAGCAAUGAGCCGAUGCAGCUAUGGUGCGAGAACAGCCUGGACCCUGGAGGAUGGGCGGUUAUUCAGAAGAGGACAGAUGGAUCUGUGAACUUUUUCAGGAACUGGGACAGUUACAAGAAAGGAUUUGGAAACAUUGAUGGAGAGUACUGGCUGGGACUAGAAAAUAUUUUCAUGCUCACCAACCAGGAUAAUUACAGACUAUUGAUUGAGUUAGAAGACUGGAGCAAUAAGAAAGUCUAUGCAGAAUACAGCAGUUUCCGCCUGGAGCCCGAAAGCGAAUUCUACAGGCUGCGCUUAGGAACGUACCAAGGAAACGCCGGCGAUUCCAUGAUAUGGCAUAAUGGAAAGCAGUUUACAACACUGGACAGAGACAGGGAUAUGUAUUCAGGAAACUGCGCUCACUUUCACAAAGGCGGCUGGUGGUACAAUGCCUGUGCCCACUCCAACCUGAACGGGGUGUGGUACAGAGGAGGUCACUACAGGAGCAAGUAUCAGGAUGGAAUUUUUUGGGCUGAGUACCGGGGAGGUUCGUACUCCUUGAAAGCAGUUCAAAUGAUGAUCAGACCUAUAGACUGAGGAGGAGAAUCCCACAGUGCUCAAGUGAUCGCGUAUCAACUUCUCAGCGCUUGAGUUCCAGACAAAUAAAAUCUUUACUUUUUAAUCA
Messenger RNA from Eurypyga helias (sunbittern), 1934 nucleotides. RefSeq names its product angiopoietin-like 1 (gene ANGPTL1). NCBI's taxonomy places the organism in Eukaryota, Metazoa, Chordata, Aves, Eurypygiformes, Eurypygidae. The coding region runs from base 371 to 1846 and encodes 491 amino acids. The transcript has 5 exons. The record is from RefSeq and is a predicted model, not a curated record. Gene Ontology annotation, biological process: cell surface receptor protein tyrosine kinase signaling pathway.